AUGACGAAUCUCAUUGAAAAUAACCGAGAAAGCGUGCCCACACACAAAAGAAAAUUGGUGGCCAUACUAUUACUAGUCGGCGGUGAUGGGCCCUCCUUAAAGGAAUACGAGUGUAGGAAUGGUAUGGAAAUGUAUGAAAACCCUAUGUGGGUUGGACCUAAGGAGACCACUAUGUGGGUCGGACCUACGGAAGCCGUAUGUGGGUCGGACCUACGGGAACCCUAUGUGG
Molecule: messenger RNA, 229 nt
Organism: Dovyalis caffra
Lineage: Eukaryota; Viridiplantae; Streptophyta; Magnoliopsida; Malpighiales; Salicaceae
Source: the annotation of a GenBank genome assembly